AUGGACUUGAACGCGCUCGAGGAGAAGGUCCGUCGCAUGGAGACGCUUGAGCUCCGAGAGAUGCGCAUGCUCCUGAGCGCGGUGAUGAACCUCUUUCUUUACGAGAGCAACGUUCCGAAUGUGCCGCUCCCUGUCACCAUUUGCGGCGACAUCCAUGGGCAGUUUCCGGAUCUCCUGCACUUUUUAGCCCUUGCGGGGGAAAUUGGCACCGGCAGCAUGCACUACGUUUUCCUAGGCGACCUCGUUGACCGCGGGCUCAACAGCGUGGAGGUGGUCACCUUCCUCUUCCUGAUGAAGGCGAAGUACCCCGAGAAGAUUACCCUCAUCCGCGGCAACCACGAGACGCGUCAGGUGUCGACUGUCUACGGCUUCUACGAUGAGUGCUACAAAAAGUUCAAGACCGCGGAUGUGUGGCGGCACUGCACGGAAGUCUUCGACUGUCUGCCUAUUGGGGCACUGAUAGAAGGCAGGGGUCUCUGUGUGCACGGCGGCCUCUCACCGGAGGUGCACGCCAUUCAUCACAUCCACCUGCUAAAGCGCCGGCAGGAGGUCCCGAACGACGGCGCGUUCUCGGACCUCGUCUGGUCGGACCCGGGAAACGUUGAUGGCUGGGGCGUCUCACAGCGGGGCGCCGGUCAUUUAUUCGGGGCAAAUGUAGCCCGUGAGUUCCUGUACCGCAACGGCCUCAAUCUUUUGGCGCGGGCCCACCAACUCGUUCAGAAGGGGUUCGCAUAUCACUUUAACGAGGAGUUUGUCUGCACCGUGUGGUCGGCGCCAAACUACUGCUAUCGCUGCAAUAACUUCGCGAGUGUCCUCCGCGUGUACGAGGAUGAAUCACGUGAGUUCGUUGUCUUUGAAAAAGUAAAGCAACAGUACGAGGCUGACGGCCCGGAAGAGAUGCUGCCAUUCUUUUUCUUAUAG
Messenger RNA from Trypanosoma conorhini, 921 nucleotides. RefSeq names its product serine/threonine protein phosphatase. NCBI's taxonomy places the organism in Eukaryota, Euglenozoa, Kinetoplastea, Trypanosomatida, Trypanosomatidae. Bases 1 to 921 code for a protein of 306 amino acids. Gene Ontology annotation, biological process: peptidyl-serine dephosphorylation. Gene Ontology annotation, cellular component: cytoplasm. The record is from RefSeq and is a predicted model, not a curated record. Gene Ontology annotation, molecular function: protein serine/threonine phosphatase activity. The transcript has a single exon.